Molecule: messenger RNA, 2220 nt
Organism: Folsomia candida
Lineage: Eukaryota; Metazoa; Arthropoda; Collembola; Entomobryomorpha; Isotomidae
Product: endothelin-converting enzyme-like 1
Exons: 7
Coding region: 1-2133 (710 amino acids)
Biological process (GO): protein processing
Cellular component (GO): plasma membrane
Molecular function (GO): metalloendopeptidase activity
Source: RefSeq, a predicted model, not a curated record
AUGUCAGACCCACCUGUGCUACCUCACAGAAAUGAAUCACCCCAAUUAAAUAUUGCCCAAAUUAGGCAAGUUCCUGAAUUUGGACAAUCAGUGAUAACCGGUCAUCGCCAUCAUAUCACUAUUCCUCCGCCUCCACCUCCUCCCACCCCUGAAAUGAAAGGGGGACGACAAACCAGCAGCUGCGUCUGUCUGACCGGCGUCGCUGCACUUUUCAUGAUUAUCGCACUUUUACUCGUAGUCAUAAUUUUAUUGUUAAUACGGUGCGGGUGGAACCCACAACGUGUUUUGGAUGGAAAUGUUUCGCUUACUGCUAGUGUAACUACAAAACAUGUAGAAAUUUACGACACGCAAACAACUACCGCAAUGUCACACCUACCCCGGACAACAACAGGGGUAAUAGAUUUUACUGAAAAUCAUGACCAAAACGAGUCUACUUAUCAGACCGAAAUGGAAAUUGGGACAUCAUCAAUGUUACCAAGCAGUUCGUCUACAACGACGACCACGGAGAUUACGAUCACAAUAGAAGCUGAAACACAGGAUUACCAACCUCACACCCACCACGAGAAUAAUCAUGAAGAAUGCGUCACACCAACUUGUCGAGCCAUUGAAAUGCUUAAAUCCUCGCUGGAUGAAUCAUUUCAUCCGUGUGAAGAUUUUUAUCAGUUCGCAUGUGGUGGUUGGAUUCGACAAGUGAAAGACCAACUACAAAAGGAAAAUGCAACUGCGACCUCCUUCCUGAACGAGAUUGACAAAGAAAAUACAAAAUUUGUGCAAAAACUGAUUGAAAGAAUCCAGCACUCCGAAUCUGGUGCUACCGGAAAGGUGGCCCGAUUCUACACGUCCUGCACAUCCCACCCCAACUUAAAGGCCGUCGUGGAUACAUUCAGCCCUUCAAGGGACACGGGUUUGAACUCCGCAAUUUCUGAAGUGUUGGCACACUUCCUCCUUCAACAAAGACUUCCCUUUCUCUCUGAAGAGUUGAAGAGGCUGCUCCUCCUGUCCGGAAAUGAGACUGGAUACAACGCCGAAAUGUGCACGUAUCUGACCCGCCUCCAUUUCCCGGAAGUUGUGGCAAAACUGUAUGUUCAAAACUAUUUUGAGCAUUCGUUGGAAGAAGGCGUCCUUAAUUUGGCGAACAAAGUGUGGAAAACAUUCAAUUCUCAGGUUUCCUACCACACUGAUUGGAUAACCGACCUCCGUUCCACCGUAACUCUGAAGAAAAACCUAGAUCAGCUCGUAAUAUACGUCGGAUACAUGGGCCACAUCCUUGACGACACCUUGGUAAACAAUCGAUACGAAGAACUGACAAUUUCCACCAAUUCGUCCGACUUUAUCUCAAACUGGAAACAACUCGCAGUUUUAUACGAAGAACGAAAGAAUUUCAUGGAACUUGAACUCGAUCUGAAUACCCCCUUGGCGAACGCGUUCUACUAUCCCGACGUUGACAAAGUAUUCAUCCCUGCUGGAAUAGUGCAAAUGCCCGAAUUCCACCCCGACUUCCCGGACGUGCUCAAAUUUGCAAAAUUGGGCGCCACAAUUGGUCACGAGUUGGGGCAUGCGCUACAUUUUUAUGUUAAUGGGGUAACGUCAGAAUAUAAUGACCGCCUCUAUGAGGUUUUCCCUAGCGUGGUGUCGCAAAAAUGCAGGGAUAAUUAUGAGGAGAUUUGCGCAUGCGUGGCAGACCAAUACGAGACGUACGAAGUACAACUCCCCGCCGGAUAUGAGAAUGAAACACUCACCGUCAACGGGACACUUACCAGUGAGGAAAACGUGGCGGAUAAUAUUGGUCUACAAGUAGCGUUUACGUCGUUUUUGCAAAAUGAAGCCGACAAAUUAUGGGAACCGUUGGAAGGAUUGGAAAUGUUUAGUCGGGAACAAAUAUUUUUUAUUGCGCAUGCUCAGGAAAGCUGCGAAGCCUAUGCAAGUCCUGACGUAACCGUGGUCAGGAUGAAAAAGGGACUAGAAAAGGAUUCCCAUAGCCCCGGGCAAAUCCGGGUUUUAGGCUCGCUUAGCAAUUCACCCGACUUCUCCAAGGCAUGGGAAUGUCCAGUCGGAUCAAAAUAUAAUCCAGACCGGAGAUGCAAAUUUUUUCCUAGAAUAUUAAUAAAAUUUGUACUACAAAUGCAUCACUGAUGCAGAUUAUCCUACCAACGAUCAACGAUAAUUUUGAAAAAUUUAUGUCAAAAUUGUCUAAUAAAAUCCGCCAAGUAGUAUGCAUUA